Molecule: messenger RNA, 2129 nt
Organism: Tachyglossus aculeatus (Australian echidna)
Lineage: Eukaryota; Metazoa; Chordata; Mammalia; Monotremata; Tachyglossidae
Gene: AGXT2
Product: alanine--glyoxylate aminotransferase 2
Exons: 14
Coding region: 107-1516 (469 amino acids)
Biological process (GO): glyoxylate catabolic process
Cellular component (GO): mitochondrion
Molecular function (GO): L-alanine:glyoxylate transaminase activity; pyridoxal phosphate binding
Source: RefSeq, a predicted model, not a curated record
UUGGAGCUGGAAGAUUCUCACUCGGAUCUCCCGCCUAGGGACCUCAAAGUGCUCUGGUGUCCUUUGGAAGACUGAAGCAAAGAAAAGUCUUCACACACCACCCAAGAUGCCGCCGUGUGACUUCACACCUGAAAAAUAUGAGUCUUAUCCUUACGCCCACAUUCUGGAGGUACAGAAGGAGAAUCUUUCCCCGGUGGCCACCGCUUAUUACCAGAAGCCGUUGCUACUCAAUCAGGGGCAUAUGCAGUGGCUCUUUGACUUUGAAGGCCGUCGAUACCUUGACUUCUUUGCAGGAAUCGUCACCGUCGGUGUCGGCCACUGCCACCCAAAGGUAACGGCAGCAGCGCAGAAGCAACUUGGACGCUUGUGGCACACGAGCAGCGUUUACCUACAUCCCGUCAUCCAUGAAUAUGCUGAAAAACUCACGGCACAUCUCCCUGGCUCACUUAAGGUCAUUUUCUUGGUCAACAGUGGUUCAGAAGCUAACGAUCUGGCAAUGGUGAUGGCGAGAGUUUAUUCUGGGAACUUUGACAUCAUUUCGUUCAGAGGAGCAUACCAUGGAUGCAGCCCGUACACCGUGGGACUGACCAACAUUGGACAGUACAAGCCAACAAUUGCCAAUGGGUUUGGAUGCCAAAGUACAAUGUGUCCAGACGUCUUCCGUGGUCAAUGGGGAGGAAGCCAAUGCAGAGAUUCUCCUGUGCAAACCAUUAGGAAAUGUAGCUGUGCUCCAGACUGCUGUCAAGCCCGAGAUCGGUACAUCGAGCAGUUCCAAGAGACUCUGAAAGCUUGUUUACCAAGGAAAAUAGCUGGAUUUAUUGCUGAACCAAUUCAGGGAGUAAAUGGGGCCGUUCAGUAUCCCAAGGGAUUCCUGAAGUCAGCCUACCAGAUGGCACGGGAGCAGGGAGGAAUUUGCAUUUCGGAUGAAGUGCAGACGGGGUUUGGGAGAAUGGGGAGCCACUUUUGGGGGUUCCAGACCCACGACGUCCUCCCCGACAUCGUCACCAUGGCCAAGGGGAUAGGGAAUGGCUUUCCCAUGGGGGCCGUCGUGACCACGACAGAGAUUGCCAAUUCCUUGGCUAAAAGUCAACUUCAUUUCAACACCUUUGGGGGGAACCCUAUGGCUUGUGCCAUUGGAUCUGCGGUCUUGGAUGCUAUCGAAGAAGACGGCCUGCAGAAAAACAGUGAAGAAGUGGGAACGUAUCUGCUCUUGGAGCUCGCUAAGCUGCGGGAUAAAUUUGAGAUUGUUGGAGACGUUCGUGGCAAAGGCCUCAUGGUAGGGGUGGAAAUGGUGACGGAUAAGGAGAGUCGCCAGCCUCUUCCAGCUAAAGAAAUGAACGCAAUCCAUGAUGACUGCAAAAACAUGGGACUUCUAAUUGGCAAAGGGGGACUCUAUGGUCAGACGUUUCGGGUCAAGCCCCCAAUGUGCAUCACUAAGCAAGAUGUAGACUUUGCGGUGGAAGUCCUUCACGCUGCAUUAUCAAGGCACAUGGGAAGAAGAGCCGGCUCGAGAUAGGAGGGUAUUCCAGCCAUUCCCACGCUCCUCCGAGGCUGAGCUGGGAGGGGGUCGUGUCACACCGGGGAAGACUUGGGAAGACCCCGAUGCCUUUCCAACGACGCCCCGAUGAUUUAACCGCCUCGUUGUGAUCCGAAUACAGACGCCGGCCACUCUUUGCGACCCAAACCUAAGCGUCGGCCCCUAUCGCGCCUUAUCUUGCCCCUCUGACAAUAGGCCGGUUCCUCCUUCCAAGAGAAUCAACCUCUCCUGGGCCCCAGGGCCGCCUACAACUAAGCAAGUGAGGAUGCGGUCAUCUUGUCGCACGGAAGGGUUCAUUAACUCCCUAAGCAGGGUGGGGAUCAAGCUUACUUUCAGAGAUGGCUCAUUCAUUGACGCGACACAGGUUGUGACCUCUUGUGAGGUCCUAAAGGCCGACUGAAUGCAGGCCAUGGGAGAGACAUGGUGGCCUGUGGUGGCAUGCAAUGUUGAGGUUAUUUACGGAGUCCGUCAGGCAGUCGAGUGUUGAACAUUACGAAAACCCUAAUUUGGAUCUCUGAGCAUGUUUGGUUUUGUUCUCUGUCUCCCCCUUUUAGGCUGCGAGCCCACUGUUGGGUAGGGACUGUCUCUAUAU